CCCCUCCGCGCACCCCACAGGCAGCACCACACUCCGCACCGAGCGAGCCCAGCCGUCGGUAACGGAGAAGAUGGCAGAGAGGCAACAACAGAAACACGAAGGCGGGGUAAAAAUCGGCCAUUACAUCCUCGGCAACACGCUCGGAGUGGGAACCUUCGGGAAAGUGAAGAUUGGCGAGCAUCAGUUGACGGGUCAUAAAGUGGCUGUAAAGAUCCUAAACAGACAGAAGCUCCGCAGCCUCGAUGUCGUCGGGAAGAUUAAAAGAGAGAUCCAGAACCUCAAACUGUUCAGACACCCACACAUUAUCAAGCUGUACCAGGUGAUAAGUACACCCACAGACUUCUUCAUGGUCAUGGAGUAUGUUUCUGGCGGUGAGCUGUUUGACUACAUCUGCAAACAUGGACGGGUGGAGGACACAGAAGCUCGGCGUCUUUUCCAGCAGAUUAUCUCAGCUGUGGACUACUGCCACAGACACAUGGUGGUCCACAGAGACCUCAAACCUGAGAACGUCCUGCUGGAUGCCAGCAAGAACGCCAAGAUAGCUGACUUUGGUCUGUCGAACAUGAUGUCAGAUGGGGAGUUCCUACGGACGAGCUGUGGCUCACCCAACUACGCUGCUCCAGAGGUCAUCUCAGGAAGGCUCUAUGCCGGCCCAGAGGUGGACAUCUGGAGCUGUGGGGUGAUCCUGUACGCCCUGCUGUGCGGCACGCUGCCCUUCGAUGAUGACCACGUCCCCACGCUGUUCAAGAAGAUCAGAGGAGGGGUCUUCUACAUGCCAGAGUACCUGACUCGCCCGGUGGCCUCGCUGCUCACACUCAUGCUGCAGGUGGACCCUCUGAAGAGAGCCACCAUCAAAGACAUAAGGGAACACGAGUGGUUCAAGCAGGACCUGCCGUGCUACCUGUUCCCCGAGGACCCCUCGUACGAUUCGUCAGUGCUGGAUGAUGAGGCCGUCAGGGAAGUGUGUGAGAAGUUUGAAUGCACCGAGACAGAGUUUGUGUCCAGCCUUUACAGCGGGGAUCCACAGGAUCAUCUGUCCGUAGCUUAUCACCUGAUAAUAGACAACCGUCGCAUCAUGACCCAGGCCAGCGAGUUCUACCUGGCCUCCAGUCCUCCCCAGGGCUCCUUCAUAGAAGAGGGCAUGCCGCUGCCCCCCGGGGUUAAAGCCCACCCAGAAAGGAUGCCUCCCCUCCUGGCCGACAGCCCAAAGUCUCGUUGUUCUCUGGAUGCUCUCAACACCACCCGGCCCAAACCCCUAGCAGUGAAGAAGGCCAAGUGGCACCUCGGCAUCAGGAGUCAGAGCAGACCUUACGACAUCAUGGCUGAAGUGUACAGGGCUAUGAGAACCCUCAGCUUUGAUUGGAAGGUGGUGAACCCAUAUCACCUGCGGGUGCGGAGGAAGAAUCCAGUGACAGGAAACUUGGUGAAAAUGAGCCUGCAACUGUACCAGGUGGACAGCAGAUCUUACCUCCUCGACUUCAAAAGCAUCGAUGAUGACAUCAUCGAGGCGGCAGGUAAAUCAGGGUCGUCCACUCCCCAGAGGUCGGGCUCCACGGCCGGGCUGCACAGACCCAGACUGAGCAUCGACUCGGCGACCCCGGCGCUGGACCUGCAGCUGCUCAGCUCCUCCCUGCCGGGGUCACUGUCCGGCUCCUCCCCCCUGCUCACCUCACGCCAGGGAUCACACACCAUGGACUUCUUUGAAAUGUGUGCCAGUUUGAUCACUACGCUCGCACGCUGAGACCUCCUCACCUCGCUGCCACCUGGGUGUCAGUGGGGAUUUAAAGCCAAAUGCUGAUCUGGGAUGUAGGGAGUGUAGAGGUUCGGAGUGACUUCCUCUUUCUGUCUCCUCGCCAUCUCAGCUCCAGUGGUACUGGACUGGAAGGGUGAAUGGCUGUCACCUCAGAUCAAGGAGACAUAGAGAGGAAGCCUUUCUCAGAGAGGCAGAUAAUUAGUUUUCUUUUUUCUUGUUUUGACACAGUCAUGGGGUCAGAGUCUUGGAGUUUAAACAUCCAGCCACAGCUAAUGAAAACUGAUCCUGGGAGAGUGGAGUCUGUGAACUGGUCGGCAAAGAGAGAGGCAUUAGGGCACAUCUCAGUCGCGUUGCAGUCUGCUAAGGUCAAGUUUAACGUCACUACUCCCACAAACACCUUCAAUCUGUUAUUAACUGCUGUCAUCAACCCAAAAUACACUGAUCCUGCUGAGUUUGCCCCAGCCACUGAUCAGAGGUCAGUUUUAAUGUUUGUCUUAUAUAGUGAUCAAGACACUGGUUUUAAAAAGUUAUAACAUAUAAAAUCUUAUUUCAGAUUUUAUAUUAUAUGGUUUGUAAACUGCUUUUGUUCUCCAUGUAAAAAAUAUAUUUAUAAUGCAAUCGUAUAACGUGGGUGGAAAGGUUGGCCAAGGUAUACCAAAUAACAGACUUUAUACAACAUAAAAUAGAUUAUUAUUUAGAUAUCAGAUCCAUAUUUAUUUUUGAAAGAUUGUUAUUUAGGCACUGUUAUAGUAUUUAAGCACAGAAUCUACGUAGAGUUUUAUCCUGAUUUUGAAUAGAUUGUAGAAGAUUAAUGAACCUGGAGAGACAGCCGGAUAGUCGGGUGAUAAUACUCUGCAUAACACUGAUCAGUGUCGAAGCACAGAUACACACCAUCUCACAGGAGUUUACACAACCACCCCAUAAUCUGACUAUUGUUGUGAAGCAACGGACUGUGCAUAGGACGCGUACCUCUGAUAUUCCAAAGAAAAGACACUCUACACUUCAUUUAAGUGAAUGAAUGCGUUAAUGUUGCGUAGUCAUGCAUGUACAGAAUAUAACUGAAAAACAUGGCAGUCAGUCAGAUAAGCAGUGAGCUAAGAAAGAAGCCAUGUGCUAGGCUACAAUUAAUAACAAUUAAAAACAAAGUAUUCCCGUUAGGCCUUUUAAAAGGAGAAAUAAUUCCAUCAAAAAUAAGCGCCUAAUGUGAGGUCUAGAAUUGUCUUUCUCUAUGCAUAUUAAUAUUUAUUUCAUAAAUUACUACAAAAGUCAAUCAAUUUUCAAAAUUGCUACCAAUCAUUUUCGAAGUAAUAAAGUUAAUUAGCCCUGUGUCCGUGUGUGUACGAAUAGAUAAUGAGGUGAUGAUGACAAUCGAUGGGAGGAAGAUGAUAAAUCCAUGUGAGCUGGUGUGUAUCUGCUGCAGGACAAGCCACAGAAACCUUUUUCCAGCUGCCUUAAAGAAUGCAACACAGUCAUUCUGUGCAUGUGUUUAUGGAGAGUGUGUGCAUGAGCCAGUGUGUGUAGAGGAGAUCAGAUGAGUGUGUCACAUGACUUUCUUGUUCUUUGUCUGGCGGAUCAUUGCAGUGACUUUAAAGUUGGUAGAAAGUCGUGUCAAAAUGUGACGUCUCUGUGUGUUGGGGCUGUCCUCUGUGUGUUCCUACUGUUGAGCUGUCUGUUCGUCUGCACUUUAAAACUCAUUUGCAGAUUUAGUGUUUUAUUGCAUCACACCCUUGUUGUGGAUACAUAAGCUUUACUGUACCUGUUGUUUCUUGUCCUAUGUUUCGAUAAAUGCCACGGUGUCAUCACUUGUUAAGUGUUCUGCAUUGUCGUUUUAGAGUCAUACCAUAGCAGGGUUGUGUCUCUCUGUUGUCAUACAAUAUUUUAUCAUAAUAUUUUCAGACUGCAUGUUGAGUGAAAGUUGAUGCUGCUCAGAUAAAUCCUCCUGUCUGUCUUUCUCUCGGUUUCUUUCCUUGGUUUUAGAGCAGCGUAUUUGUUUUCAUAGAGAGGUGUUGCCUUUCUACUGUUCUCAGUCAAAUAUGUAGGGGGUUAGUAAGACAGGUCUACUUAAGACAGGUGUAACAAAACCCCAAAAUGGCCAAUAUAUAAUAUAUUGCACACCUGUUAUACCUUUUUAUCCAUCAUUAUUUUCACAGGCUUUGGGGUAGCAGGCAGGGGUUUAUUUCUUUCAAGUUAAAAAGGAGAUUAACGGGCAAACAUAUCAGAAACUUUGGUCACGUUGGAGGUUUACACACAUCGCUGUAGACUAUUCAACCAGUUACAGUGUUUUAUGACUUUAUUGGACCUAGAAUAAUUUUAUGUAGACGAGGUUCUAGUUGGUUACUCUACUUGUUGAUUGGAGUGAUUAUUGUCUGCAUCAAACUCAAAAUGGAGUCAAAUUGCCUGAUGAGAGCAUUGUGAAGGCUUUUGGUUGAAACAGUGAAAGCCACAUUCUUGUUCCUCUGCUAAAUCCCUUUAUUACACUAUCCUGUUUCUACGUCCUGUGUAGGGUUGCCUUUCCUGUCUGUGCCGCCACAUACACUGAAUAUACUCCGAUGUGCUCCCUGCUGCCAGACACAUGCCACUGCACACAGCUUUUAAACAACAAUCAAUGUCAAACCUCUAUAUUACACUCCAGUGCUGUGUCUAAUGACUUCUGUUUAGUGAGCGACUCGGUUCACAUCAGGAUCACAUCUGGCCCAUUAUGCAUCUGAUUCUGCAUUGGAGAGGUCAUGGGUAUUUUUCCUGAUAUAACCAGUAUUUACUGUCAGAUGCAGCACUGUACCAUUACAACUGUAUGCAACUACCAGUGGCAUGUUAGUAGUUAGACUCUAAUCUGUGUUGAAAGCUGGGAAACACAGGGGGCCGAAUCAAAUACAGACGGAGAACUCCAACAGCAAGGUGGUGCUCUCUGUUUAUCUGUGGUGGGUUUUUAUGAUAAGUAACUUAAAUACACCUGUGUGUGUCGUACGCGCGCGUGUGUGUGUGCGCGUGCACUGGUUAUUGGGAAAGAAAGUGUAUAAGGCUGUGUUUGUCACAGUUUCUCUUCCUGUCUCUGUCUGAUUGGGGUUUGGAUUUCUCUUGUUACGCACUGCAUGAAAUUGCUGUUAUAAUUUGCACUUGAAUCAGUAUUUAUUGAAAAACAAUAAACCAACAUAUAAAAGGAAAA
Messenger RNA from Trematomus bernacchii (emerald rockcod), 4916 nucleotides. RefSeq names its product protein kinase, AMP-activated, alpha 2 catalytic subunit (gene prkaa2). Lineage: Eukaryota; Metazoa; Chordata; Actinopteri; Perciformes; Nototheniidae. The record is from RefSeq and is a predicted model, not a curated record. Gene Ontology annotation, molecular function: ATP binding; protein serine/threonine kinase activity. Gene Ontology annotation, cellular component: cytoplasm. Gene Ontology annotation, biological process: protein phosphorylation; intracellular signal transduction. The transcript is spliced from 10 exons. Bases 71 to 1741 code for a protein of 556 amino acids.